AAAAAUCUAUACAAUGCGUUAGACACGGGCAAUGGCUUGUCCCCAGACCUCUUAUUAAUUCGCUUGCCCCGCCGCUCCGAGAGGAAUAUGGCGUGAGACAAACCGUGGAAAAUAAGUGCGAAACUGUCGGGAGUUUACCGGUGGUGGCGGACCCUGCUGCCACUGCCUGGAAGUUUUUUGUGUUUUUUUUCCCCGUCGGGGGGGCCCCGACGGUGGCGGCGGCGGCGGCGUCGGCUCUCUCCCCGGAGCGGUGUCCCGGUCUGCCCAGCCCCAUGCAAAACCUAACGGCCCCAGGCGGCCCCGGCAACUCCAAUGUCACCUGCUCCUGCAACUGCACCGCUUCCCAGCCACAGGGAAUGGAGAUAUCUGAACUGGAGUUUGUUCAGAUCGUCAUCAUUAUCGUGGUGAUGACAGUGAUGGUGGUGGUGAUCAUCUGCCUGCUCAACCACUACAAGCUCUCCACCUGGUCUUUCAUUACAAGGCAGAGUCAGGCCCGCAGGCACGACCAUGCCCUGCAGCAGGACGGGUGUCUGUGGCCUUCAGACAGCGGCUCUCGACAAGGUGCCUCGGAGGUGUUAUACGCUCCCCAGGCCAGGGAUCGCUUCACCGCUCCCUCCUUCAUGCAGCGCGACCGCUUCAGCCGCUUCCAGCCUACCUAUCCCUACCUGCAACACCAGAUUGACCUGCCGCCCACCAUAUCGCUGUCGGAUGGCGAGGAGCCCCCGCCGUAUCAGGGGCCCUGCACCCUGCAGCUCCGUGACCCCGAACAGCAGAUGGAGCUCAACCGCGAGUCGGUGAGGGCGCCGCCCAACCGGACCAUCUACGACAGUGACUUGAUCGACAUGGGAGGAGGCGGGAGUCUGGGAGGCGUGGGGGGAGGAGGGGGUGGCAUGGGAGGAGGCGGCCCGAGGCCGCCUAGCAGUAACUCGGGCAUCAGCGCGGCCAACUCCAGCAACCACGGGCGCAUGGAGGGACCGCCACCGGCAUACAGUGAGGUUAUGGGCCACUACCCCGGCUCUGCGUUCUUUCUACACCAGCACAGCAAUAACCAGAGGGUGGGGGGAUCAGGGGGGCCGGGGAGCAGGACGAUCCAGCAGCAGAGCCAAUCAGAAAGCACAAUAGUACCUGCCAAGGCCAAGGAAGGCCAGCCGGAGGACCUGGUGUGAAGAAAAAGGGGGCCGCCCACCCCAGACUGAAAACUGUCUCUCUACUUCACCCCUGAUCACCUGUAAGCAGUGGUCUCGCUCACUCUCCCUCUGUCUCUCUGAUGUCCUCUUUCCACACUCUCAUGCACAAAUAAAUAUCAGACCUUAGCUACAACAAAACAAGGAAAGAGAGGAACCGAGGGUUGAUUUCAUUUCAGUUUCUUUCCGAUGUUAGUCACUCAGACAGCUAGCACUGCUGCGGCAGGAUGUAUGCACUGCGUGGAGACUUUUUUUUUUCUCCUCUCCAUCAUAUGAGAAAGAAACUCUCUGCUAGCACAGAUUGAAACGAUUUGCUUUUUUGUCCCCCUCGGGUGAUGGCUCUAUCUGCGGGGAACUGAGGAUGAUGUUUUGCUUUUUUCUUUUUUUUUUUUCUUUUUUUCAUAUACUUUUUUUUUUUCGGACCGGGAUCUGUGCACAAAGCGAGAACUGAGCUGAGUAUCAAGGACUUACAGAGAACACAACAAAACAAGAGACUCACAAACCCAAAUCUUAGUGCCAAGGUUCAUGAGGAAGCAAAACAAAGGGGGAAAAUGACUCAUUCUGAUAUUGAAAACACACAAAAAAAAGAAAAGUUGCACUAUCUUUUUGCUGUAAAAGAGAAGAGGGAAACGAUGCUAUGUGAUGAUAAUAAUGAUGUUUUUGUUUUUUGUUUGUUUUAUUUUUUGUUUGUUUGGGGUUUUUUUUUUUGUCCUUUUCAUGAAUGGACUGAGUGACUGAACUUUGGCUCCAAAGUUGUUUAAACAGUUGGGAGCAAGAAAAAAAAAACAAAAACAAUAAGUAUUAGAAGCUUAUGUCCUUCCUUUUUUGAAAACCACAAGAAAUACUUGUACCCAGCCUACAACAUCUCUGUCUGCUUACACCACAGGCACAGUGAGACUUAGUAAGAGAAUAACCUUGUACUGCUUCACGUCUGAGUACACUUCAGCCUAGUGGGGAUGAUAUCUGCCUCGUAACCAGCCGUUGGGUGGACGGAACAUUUCUUACUUCUUCUGGUAGUGUGUUCUAAGAUGUGGACUCUUAGAAAGACGAGGGCUGCUUGGCAAGACCAGGCGUACUCCAUACCAAGAAUUUGUGGAAAUCUGAGCAGCUGGUUGGAUGUCAAGUUAACCAAAAAAACAGCAUCAUUCAAUAACAAAAUUUAACAAAACAAAACUAAUCAAAAAACAUGUCUUAGUGUCCAUCCAGCAGCCUGGUCGCAGCAGAUUCUUCUUUUCCCAAACCCUGUCCUGACCUCCGAGCACUUGACACUUCCUCUUUCCUGUUUCCUGCGUCGAUAACCUCCUCCCCCUGCCCCCCACCCCUCCCCUCCCCCCUCCGCCUCCUCUCACUGCUCAUCUUGACAUGCACAGUGCAUUCUGCCAACAGCCACACUGAACUCGAACCCCGCCACCAUAACAACGAAAAACACAAAACAACAACAACAAAAAAGAAGGCUCAUCUCUCUGUCUUCUUGUCUCUAAAGCCACAAAAAAAAAACACAAAGAAAAAAAAAACCCCAAGACGUCACAAAGUGAAGAUUCCUGUCUGCAUCCGCCAGCACAGUGAUCAGGGUUUAAAUGAAAAUCGUCUGUGGUCAAAGUGAAAGGGCUAUGGGAGGGUUUGUUUUGUAAAAGAAAAAAACCUUUUUGAAAAUCUAGCCUUUCUCUCUGCUCAUUGUUGCCUUCUCCUCUGCUCUCGCGCUUUCUCUGUCUCUCGCUCUCUCCGUCUCUCUUGGCUUUCUAACGGUGUCUCUGGUUAAACACUGUUCUUCGUCCCCUCCUUUCAUCCGUGUGCAGAAAAAGUGCGUGCAAAUGAUGCAGAGUCCGCCAAGCCCUUUAAAGUGGAGACUGGAGUGGAGACCUUGUUUGGCAGUGUGCUAGUGCUGUCCUCUCCUCCCUGUCUGUGUGUACGUGUGUGUGUGUGUGUUUUGGUCAGACCUUUCAACAACACAGAAAAGCACUUAAUGCUCCUGCAGGAGCAUUGUGUAUGAAUGUGUGUGUGUCUGUGUGUGCAGCUGAGUGAUUUAUUAGUCAACUUGUGUCUGAGUUUAGAGACUCAAGGACACAUUACUUAUUUGGCACUGUCCAUAUUAACACAUUGUUAAUUAAGCUUUCAUUGGACUACAGUAGAGUGUCUCUUUAAAAAGCCAGAGAUGCAUGAUGGUUAUUAUCGCGGUGUAGGGGUGACGUCAGUGUGAAAGCCCCUCACAGUCCACCUGAUCGUGGACUGUGGUGGACUGAGUCCCAGUUUCAUACUACAGGCUUUAAGUAUAAUGUGUUCACACUGACAACUGAACAUUGAAAUUCAGAGGGGCUCCUCCCAGCUGCAGAAUAUUAAAAUACAUAGUGAAUGUUGGUGAGACAGCUCAAGCAAGAUCUGGGAAAGUGAAAUACAAAGUACUAAAUCUCUGAUUUUGCUUUCUCUUUGUGAAGAUUAGAGGAAAAUGCUGGUGUCUUUUUUAUAUUGUCACCAAAUCCCAUAGAAAGAUGAUGUACAAACCUACAUGUUCGUCCGUCUCUCAGUGCUUUCCAACCUGUCUGUGGCUCUCAGCUGAAAGCCACUGGACCUUACUUUACUUUUUGUAAAAAAAUUGUGUUAUUUUAAUGCUGGUUUGUGGUGGUGGUGUUGGACAUAAGAGAUUCACAUCCAAUGCCAAAACCCAUCUUUGAACAGAGAAAGGGAUUACAGUCUGUCCCCCACACACACAACCACCUGUUAUCACCAGAGCUUCAUAACUGUGUUUUCAUUAGUGUUGGGACGACAGUGGAGCUCCGAGGACACACGGGAAUAACAUACACACUCAGUACGUGUUGCUCAGAUCAACACAUUCUAGGUUUUGAUCUUUUUUUUUUUAUGGGAUUUGCUGACAAUUAGAAAAAUAUAGAAUAUCACCAGACUUUAAUCUGCAGUGUUGUCCCACAGUCACAGAUACACAUCUGUUAGUACACUUCCUGUAUCACUUCAAAUAAGAAGAGCAUUGAUCUGUUUUUAUACCAGCUGAAAAAAACCUGCAUCCUAAGACAACUGGUAUGUAGUUGAUACCUUCAUGCUGUUGUUAUGUAGUAUGGAAGUGGAACACAGCUCCUAUUUACAGUCAGAUGAAAUCAUUUGAACAUGAUUUAUAUGGAAUUCAGAAUGUGAAGCUGCUGAAAGCGCAGCCGCAUUUGAAGGCAUGUAAUUCUAACACAGCAGCUCUGAGUUCCAGUUGAAACAGGAAGCUUUGUGCGCUUACAGCACACGUCUGAUUUUACAUGCCGAUGAGAUCAACAACAAAAGCGUUAGGUCCGUUUGAUUGGAAACCCUCUGAUUCUGUUACCAUCAGUGUGUUUGAAAUGUUUUGCAUGUGUUGUUUUCUGGCUCUACGGUUGUGUGUGUGUGUGUGUGUGUGUGUGUGUGUUACUACAUCACUGCUGCUAUUGCUGUUGCUGCUACUGCUACUAUUGUUGCUACUGCUGCUUCUCAUGUCCCCCACCCCACCCCGCCCACCCAGUCCCUCUGUCCUUCUGUCCGUCCUGUCCCUUCAAACUCACCCAUAACUAGAAGGAGAGAAAUCUGACCCUCUGCAGUCAAAAGCACAAGUAUUGAGACAAAACGUGGCGCUCUCUUUCUCUGCGAGGCCCACACCGAACACAUUUUUCAUUCUGUUACACAGAAAAAUCUGGGUGAAGACACUGUCCCAACACUUUGGCCUUCGACUGUACGGACCUGCUUAAAAAAAAAAACUCAACACCUGGGUUUCUUCCCUCUGUUUCUUCCUUCUUUCUGUUGUUUUCUCAGCUUGUUCUUGUCUGCGCAGUCAUAGCUUGUAAAUGGAGGCUAUAAAGAUGAAUUUUAUGUUUUCUACAAGGAGGUUUGCAUGUUACUAUUAUGUGAGUAAAUAAGGUGCCUAAUGUUCAUGUUUGAGCAGACCACACCUCAGUUAAACUGCUGCUUGGAAUCUUUACAGCUGCUUUAGCUCUGGGCUGGACCCCCACCCCCACCCCUCCACCCCACAGUUUGGCACAAUGGAACAGAAAUACAUGAUGAAGGGUCAGGACUGCCCAAAUGAUCAUUUCUGUCGUUUUGCAAAGUUGUUACAGCGCUAAGAUGAUUUUGAUUUUGGGAGCCUUGUCCGACAGUUCUCAUUCAGGUCUUGAGCUCCUUUUUGGAUCCGAGACUGAACCGGAUCCUGCAGGAAAAUAAACAGAGAAGAACCACAUUUUGUUUAAGAUCUACGUGGAACUAUAAAUUUAGUGACCAUAGGAUCAGCAGAGUGUGUGUGUGUGUGUGUGUGUGUGUGUGUGUGUUUCCAUGUCAACAAAAAUAACUCCAACCUGUGGUUCAACCUUGAGUAUUCUUUUUUAGCUCUGAGUUGCGGCCAGUUCGCCCCAACAGCGUUUACGAGCGUGCCCACCAGCCUGCUCGCCUCCGUUGUGCCAGACAGCAGCUCUCACCCCCCUCCCCCUCCCGCUCCCCCCACCCGUCCUGACCCCAGCGAAGCAGCUGAAGUCAUUUCAACCAGUAAUUUGGCCCAUGUGUGGAGCAGACAUAGGAACCCACUUGCACUCAAAAAGCUCCCACCUUCGUUGUGCCUCACUUCCAACGGUGCUUUUUUCAGUAGUCUGUCUUUCUUUAUGUUUGUUUGUAAGGUGCUGUAUAUAACUUGAAUAUAUUAUGCACAUAUCCUACCCAAUGGGUAGAAACCACAAAAAAUGUUGUGAAUAAUGUAAUAUAAUGUAUAGACAAUAUAAGAAUUUUAAGAAGGCAGCAUCAAAUUUGUAAAUGCCUACAGUUAAAAAAAAAAAAACGUACUUUGUCUUUUUUUAUGAGAAAACAUGGUUUGCAAAUUAUGCUUAGAAUAUGGUUGCAACACAAAUACAAACUUAUAAUAUUUUGCUAUAAAUAAUAGUGUGUUAUGAUAAGGAUGAGAUAACCUCUGGAUUAAGGAAGUUGUUGAGAAAAGAUAUUAUUCACUCUGUUUUUUUUUUUUUUUUUAAUUCCUCUUCUAAGAACAAGCCUUCACAGUGCUUGCCAUCAUUUGGGUACUGGCUGGUGUCUUUUUUUUUUCCCCACCACCAUCAUCUAACAAAUGUAUAGUUGAAUUACACAGAUCUUUUAAGAAAACAUAUAUCACAGGCAGAUCAGUUGGUGUUUAUGCCACAACUUCAGCUGGGUCGCAGUCGAAUUUCAGCUCACUUUGUAAAUCGCUGAACAAAAAAGCAGAAGCUCUCUAGUUUUUUUUGGGAGACGUGUCACACGACGCACUGCACACGAGAGCCAUCAGCACUUCCUAAAACGGAAGGCUGCGUCUGCAUUUCGUUGAUCUCAAAGAUAUUUGAGUUCAUUUCAGCUGUAGUUUUGUACAUCUGCCAAAGUAUAAAACUGUGGAGCACACUCAGAACUGCUGUAGAUCUGGCUGGAUGUUGGAUGCUCUGCUUAUAGCGUUUCAGCUCCGUUACAGGAGGACCAUUGACUUUCCAUCACACGGUUGCUGAACCGAAAGGACGAAAUUUCCCUCUUUUUUUUUGGUCAAGAUUGGAAAGUUGCACCAGCGUGAAACGUGUGAAAAAUGCCGUUAAAACUGUCAUUUAACUUUUCUCUCUUUACUUUUUAUUUUAUUUUAUUUUUUCUACAUUACAAUGUUAUAUUUGGCACAGUAUAUUGGAACAAAAGUCAUGUUUAAUCUGCAGUCAUUUAUUUACAGUAUGUACUGAAAAUAACUCCACUGUACAAUAACCGCAGAGCAUGUUCAUUCUUAUCUAUAGAUGAUGUACAUAGCAACGUGCCAUUUUCUCUUCAAAGCACCAAAUAAGAGGCAGUUAUGUAGUUUUAAUUUGGGAAAAAAAGUCUCUAUUGUAACUUCGGUUAGAGCUUGGCUCUCGUUCUUCUUAAUAGACCUGUUUUUUUUUUUGUUUGUUUUUUUCCCUUUUUUUUUUCCUGCACUAGCUUGAAGAACUAGCUUGGGCUCAGACUGAUUUUCAUUUGAUUUCUGCCCCCGCAGUGUGCUCCCUCUUUCCACUUAUAAGAAUUCUGUACUCAAAUGCUGACAACAAGUAGCUGUUUUUAUUGUUCCAGAUUUUAAUAAUAAUGAUGAUAAUAAUAACAACGAUAGCGUCUCAACAGUUUGGUAUUCUCUCUGUCUUGACAGUUACCAUAGGACUGCUUCCAUCAUGGGUUUUGUAACAUCGGUUUGCUUUAUUUACAAAAAUGAAUUCUACUCGUUCCCCUCUCGCCCCUCUGUGCUUACAUAUAUAUGCAUGUAUAUAUAUUUGCAUAUAUACAUACAUAAAUACACAAACACAGAGAUAAAAUUGUUGUGUAUUUUUGCCUCUUUUUAUUUAAGCAAUUGUGAUGUAAUAGGUUUUAGGCCUAAGGUCUGUUUAUUGCAAUACUUUUACAGAAAAGAAGAAAAAAUUCAAAAAAUGUUGCUCUAAGUGCUGUUGUAGUCAAAGAUUUUAUGCUUGUACUUAUGCUGUAGUCAAACUGCAGCGUAAUGAAUAAAACUUUAAAAGUGA
Toxotes jaculatrix (banded archerfish) is the source of this 7678-nucleotide messenger RNA. RefSeq names its product low-density lipoprotein receptor class A domain-containing protein 4-like. Gene Ontology annotation, molecular function: R-SMAD binding. Gene Ontology annotation, cellular component: Golgi membrane; early endosome membrane. The transcript is spliced from 4 exons. The record is from RefSeq and is a predicted model, not a curated record. Lineage: Eukaryota; Metazoa; Chordata; Actinopteri; Toxotidae. Bases 273 to 1166 code for a protein of 297 amino acids. Gene Ontology annotation, biological process: negative regulation of transforming growth factor beta receptor signaling pathway.